AUGUCCAACAACCUUCUGAACCUGUUCUGUCUUGUCGACGGAGAGGCCGCCACCAACGCGUUCCCUGUCGAGAUCGAGUCAACCAAGACCAUCGGCGACCUCAAGGACUUCAUCAGGGACAAGAAUGCUGUCGAGUUUACAGAUGUCGAUGCCAAAUCCCUUACUCUCUGGCGCGUCUCGAUCCCAAUCACAAAAGGCAACGAGGACACUCCCAUCCUGCUCGAAGAUGUCCCCAGCAGCGACAAGAACAAGCUCGGUCCAACAGACGAUGUUCCCGAGUGGUUUCAACAAGUACCACUCAAGAAAACGAUCCACGUCAUAGUCCAGCGACCCCCACCAGAUCCUCAGUACUUACCUCAGAAGAAGAAGAUUCGUAUUGAGGAAGGUUGGAAGCCAUUUACGGCAUCUGACGGAAUCCGAGUGGAUUUGCCUCCUUCUUGGAUCGACAUACUUGCGAGCACCGAAUUUGUACCCGAACCGCGAGCAGCCUUCGAUCACCUCAAUGACGACCUUCGAGCUGGCGACGCAAUCAUUGUACCGAGUAUGGGCCAAAUCCCCAAGGACUUUGGACUUUACGGCCAAGGUCACAAACUUCUCGUCACCGAGCAAAUGCUGGAACUUUGGGAUGAAAUACAUCGGGACCAAGAGCGUACGUACAGACGAAUCCUGUCCGGUCCGAUGGGUGUUGGCAAGUCGUAUCUCUCCUAUUUCCUCGCAGCAAGGGCGUAUGCUGAAGGAUGGCUUGUCCUCUACAUGUCAGAUGCCGGAGAGUUGGACAGGGACGACGAGAACGAGUCAGCAUUGCAGGUGGUCAAGCGAUUCCUGGCUCUCAACAAAGAUGUUUUGACCGGCGCCGAGUUGGCGAUGCUUUUAAACGACUACGACGGCACACGCAACAUAUCAAGGAAUGCUAUGUCAGUAAUCUUCGGGACGCUACUCAAGUCGCGGGAUCGGAAGACGCUGUUGCUUGUUGACGAGCAUGGGAAGUUGUUCAGAAAAGAGCCUUACAUUCCGGACAAGUUCAGGUCGCUGGUACCUCUUUUGUUAUACAACUGGUGGGGUGAGGACGCCAAGGGGUCUCGGGUGGUUUUCACAGGCACCGCGCACGCCAAGUACGAGAUGGAGAUCUUGGAGGAGAGCUAUAGGUUCAUGUCGGUGGUUUUUGUCGGGCCGCUAUCAAGACAUGUAUUCUCCAAGCUACUGGACAUGUACCCUCGCCUGGCAGCACCAGCCAUCAGGAAGGAGGUCACAGCAAUCACGAACUGUGUGCCGCGAGAGCUUGUGCAUCUGUCAGACUAUCUCGAGCUUUUCCCGGAUCCCAUCGCUAUAGACAACCUUCAAGUAUGGUCGAGCAAGCGAACCAAGGUCUUCCUAUCGACUGCAAAGACGUACUACGAUAGUCGCACUCCGUUUAGGAAGAACGAUUUCUACGAGGCCCUCGUGCAUACGUUCCUUGGCAGCACUAGCAUGGUCGAUUUCGAAUGGGACUUCCUGGAUCUAGGACUCAUUUAUCGGUGCAAGGACGUCGGUCGGAUCGGAACACAACACCACAUUUUAUGCCGUCCCGCCCAGAGGGCUCUUCUAGAGCUGUUCAAGAAUAUGCCGCUACCUGACGCUAUCAAGACGCGAAUUUGUGACGGCAGCCUCAAUGGGAACGAAUUUGAGGAGGCUCUGUAUCAUCAGCUCAUAUGCACCGCCAAACCAAUCGAGCUCAAGACAACCGAUCUCAACGGCCGGCACCCGAGUACCAUUUUACUGGAUUUUUCCCAUUAUGAGACCCUCCGAGCUGGUAUGACCUCCCUUGGAUCCGGCCACGAAAAGGUUCUGACCCGCGGCUACUGCAAUCACCCUCGAUUUGACUUUAUGCUUGGACCAGUGUUCAUUCAAGUAUCCGUCAGCGACUUUGCAAAACACAAUAAGGAUUCGGCGGACUUCAGCAUCGCUUUCACCGCCAGGGAUAUCAAUGGAACGAAUCAGAUUGAGCGUUACCUAAAUGAUCUGUAUGGUCCCGGUCACUCCGCGAAGAUAGAGCACAACAAGUUUGUUGUCACCAGGAACGGUGAGGAUGUGCUUGGAUUUAAUGUAGUCUACAUUCGUGGCUCUCCCGGCCAACCUUCGCACCCCAAAUUGGCCAAGCAGUUCCCAGAUGUUCGACAUAUCUCAUUCGAGGCAGUCAUUGAGAGCCUUUUCAAGAAUAUUGUUACAAGUCAGCCCUCCAAUCAGAACAACACCGAUGUGCAGAAACUAGUGGUGGACUGUUUGCAAGAUGCGUCUCACCUUGCGGCCGACAAGAAGCGUGAGGCCCAACGACUGAUCGGCGUGUUUGUUGAGACAUUGCGUGAUCGAAUGAAUGCAGCGGAGAAUAAGCUCAGGACCAAGCUUCUGUUGGAAAAGCCGCCUGAUGAGGUCGAUGACUCCAGCAAGAGCAGCGAGAGCAGCACCGACCUCGACGACAAGAGCAGUCACCAAGAGGGAUUCCUUCAUUCUUCCCUCAUAUUCCUUUAUUCCGGCAACUAUCCCAGGAAGAGAGGAGAGGGAUUUGAUUUCGACAACAUUGUGCCCAAGGACAAUAUCAAAGACAAGGACAAGAGUCAAAUCAAGGGUACUGGGGUCGGAGCGGUUUUGAACGACUUUAUCGACUGGCUGACCGAAAAAUCGUUCUACAAGCCCAAAAGGGGUCGUGGUGAGCUCAACGAAACGAUGCUGUAUACUCCCACAUACUUGGUCAGAUCGGUUGCUGGGCAGUUGGCCAUCGAACUCAACAAGGUGUACGGGCAUGGGAGUCAUGAGUUGUACAAGAAGACGGAAGGAUCGAGUGCCGAUUUUUUCGAGAAUACGGUAAGUGCCCACGCGCUUAUGGUCGAGCUUCCUGCAUGGUCUGUUCGUUUGGAGGUUCCGGGCGUCCAGCCAUACAAGAUCUCCUACUUGCAGAUUGGCAGGGUUGUCUCAAAAAACACCAAUAAUCAGAACUUCGCCUUCUCGACCAGAGUCUUUGUGGAUCUCCGACAAACCAGACUUGAAGUCGACGGAUCCUGGCCCGGUUCUCAGAUCCUGUUCCAGCAACUACAGGACCGAUUUCAGGAUUUCUGCACGCGAUAUGACCAAUAUAAACAGAGUCAAACGCGGGGAGUUCAGCCCAAGUCCUCCGACGAUACUAUCGCACGAUUGCGAGCUCCGGGCUCUUUUAAUCGGUAUCGGACUGUCGAAUCCCCAGCACCGGUUUCCAAGGACUCUGAAUCCUUUCCUCAGAGGCCACCCACUGUUAGUUUGGAGCCUACUGCUUCGACUUCUUCGGAUCCGGAGCGACGAGGGAACGUGGCUCAUGACUCCCCACCCAAGGCCAAGCAAUUGGUUUGGAAACCGCCCAAGAAGGCUUCUGAGUCCCCCGACGACACUUCCACCAGCAGCACCAAGAAGGACAGCAAAAAGAAGGAUGCAAAGGCUAAGAAGACUCGGGAAAAGCCGUCAUCCAAUGAAGGAUCGAACUCGCACGCGGAGAAGGGCAAGCAAAGUCUCGUGAGGUCUCUCGGCUGGCACCACCCCAUAUCAUCGCUGGAGGUCGGUACUUUGAAGACCAACAUCGAUAGAGUCUUGACGGAUCGGCCUGAUCUACAGCUCGAGGUGAUCAACUGUAUCAGCGAGGGUUCAGAGCUUGCAGUGGAUAUCAAGAGAAAAGCUCAAGGCCUCAUUGGUGGGUUUCUGGAGAAGUUGCGGAAUCGUAUGAAGGCAGCGGAGGAGUCUAAGCGACAGGAACUGAGGAAAUCAGGCAAGACCAUGUCGGAGUCGGAGCGGCUGGAGGCACGGCGGGAUGCGGUGACGAUGGACGAGCGAGAUACUCUGGAUUAUCUGUGUGAGAGGGUUGAGCCCAAAGUCAACAAGUGUGGUGACGACGACGUCGACGACAAUCAGGAGGUUUCAGGCGACCUGGAUACAGAAGGGAAGGGUAACAAAUACUUCCAAUUCCUUCUGUCUUUCUUGGCCUACUUGUACUCAAGGAACCUUCCAGACAAGAACUCCAAAAUCGGAAAAGUCGUCAAAACCUUCAUCAACAUCCUGGUAGGGCUUCAACUCUUCGACAUCUGUAAAAAUCGAAACGAGCUCAACGAAAGAAUGCCGUUCACGGCGAGCUAUCUGGUGCGGUCCGUCGCUGGACAGCUCUCGGUGGAACUGAAGAAGAUGUAUAAAAAUGGCACCCACCUUUUGUAUGAUCAGGUCAAGACCUUGAAGGAUAAGGGACGACUAGAGGACCAUAUCGAUAUCCGGAUUCAGGAAAACAUCUCGGCCGCGGAAAACUACCUUACCCUCAACGAGCUCAUACCGAACAGCUGGCGACUCGCUCCCAUCACCUCUUCGCAGCAACCGUUUGUGACAUUCUCGGAGCGAGAGCUGGCUCUUUUCUUUUGGAAGCGACCCUUGUUGAAACAGAGACUGGUCGAGCUGGCCUUCUCGGAUGAAGAUAGUACCACCCUCACGUCUGCUAAGGAUCUCGAGGACUGGAUCGGAGGACGAGAGCCUGGGGUUAUCGUCAAGAAGUUCAUCUCCGACAUUGACCCAGAUGGGCUGUCAAACCGUCAAAAGCGCAAGACUGGUCAUCGCGGGGCCAUCAAGCUGCUCUCCUUGGGUCAGAUUCGGGAUCAUUUGGAGUUGGUUGAAGAGACAAAGCCAAAGGACUAUCAUUAUAGCGGCUACGUCCCUCAAGGAUCGAUACGGACGGACGGUUUCCUGGUCCAGGUUAUGGCCUUCAAGUUGCAUGAACGACAGGACGCUCGAUUCAAAAGACUGGCCGAGGAGGAUAUGCCCUCACGAAUCACUACAACCGUUGCAGGGGUUAACGGUUUCCUUCAGGAAAUUCGGAAUGUGAUCAAGAGCGAGCAGGACAUCAAAGAACUUUGGCCUGGAAAGGACGUGGACAGGAUGAAGAUUCUAACCUUGGAUGGGAGCCAAGUGUGUGUGGUUGGCGCGUUCGCACAUCUACCCAAUGGCUUGGGUGGCAAGGAGAAGGCUGAGGAGGAGUCCAGCAUGGACGGAAUCAUCACCACCAACCAAGAAUCGACCAGCCUCGCCAGCCAAGGGUUAGCGUCCGUGGAUCCAGUGCCCGCGUCAGCUUCCACCAUCACCUCUGCGCAGCCUCCAGUAACGGAUUCGCUCGUGACCAUUUCGAGACCUGCCUACUGUAACUUGGCGGUGAAGCAGAAGGCCGUAUAUCAGCCAACAUUUCGCUUCAGAAGGUGGCUCGAGAACGAGAAGAUGGCUACACCACAAGGCGACGAGGAGAAGUCGAUUACUUACAUCGAAACCCAUCUGCCACCUCUUCGAGGACAAGAUGCGAGCGUUAUUGAGUAUGUGACAGAGCUGGAGCAGGUCGAGCAAUGGCUGAAAAAGUUCUAUACUGGAGACGACCAUCGGUAUCAAAGACAUCGUUGGGAUAUGGCACGGACCCGACAAGCAGAGUAUCAAACGAUCGCGGAGAGACUGCUUGGGAUUGUUGGUGGCAGUCUAGGUCGGCGUGUGGAAGAUAACAAGGACACCGACCCUAUCCUAAUUGGCGUUGGUCUUGGACAGUUCGCAAGCAAGUCUAGGCUCUCGUCCCUACACUCGACCUUCCUAUCGUACUUCAUUCAGAAGAUAUACCACCACAGAGAUGUCAUGGCAGCCGAAAACAUGUCCAAGAUCGCUCUAGGACACCUGGUGAGGCAGGAGAGACCCGAUUACCUCCAGCCUAUCAACGCAGAUGGAUCGUACCCUUGGAAGGCUAGGUCUGGCGAGGGAUCCGGUACAAGUUCGAGCAGUAUGGCCACCGGCAGCACCCCCACCAAUCGAGUCCCAGGACGUCGCAAGAGGGCCAUUCCCCCUUCUAGUCAGGAUCAGGGCAGGAAAGGCAAAUCGGCCCGAGCUUAG
Linnemannia hyalina is the source of this 5898-nucleotide messenger RNA. NCBI's taxonomy places the organism in Eukaryota, Fungi, Mortierellomycota, Mortierellomycetes, Mortierellales, Mortierellaceae. The record is from the annotation of a GenBank genome assembly.